Fomitopsis serialis is the source of this 1642-nucleotide messenger RNA. RefSeq lists its product as uncharacterized. The record is from RefSeq and is a predicted model, not a curated record. Lineage: Eukaryota; Fungi; Basidiomycota; Agaricomycetes; Polyporales; Fomitopsidaceae. Gene Ontology annotation, cellular component: nucleus. The coding region runs from base 89 to 1642 and encodes 517 amino acids. The transcript has 7 exons.
GGACGUGUCUUGCAGCUUGCUCUCACCCCAGACCACACUGCUCUGCAUACGUCCCAUUUACGAGACACGAAACGCUGAAAAUACAGACAUGCCGAAGAGAAAUGCGACGCGCGACACCCACAAGCGGCCCAGAAAGCAGGAUAUCCUCGACACUUUCUUCGGCGGUUCCAGCUCUCCGCCUCGUCCCGAAAGGCUUCCUGCAAGUGGGAGUCGUAGAUCACGCCGAGGACGCACUUCUGAUCCAGCUGUUGCGAAAAAAGUAGUUCCAGCGCUGGAUGAGGACGGAAGUCAGAGCAGCGAUGUCGGUGCGAUCCAUUUCGAGACAGCGCCUGCUACUACCACAGAGGAGGACGACCUCAAGAGCUCACCGCGUCGCCCUACGAAGAAGCGUAUGCUGAGGAAGAAGAGGGCAGAUAGCGACGAAGAGAAUGAUCCCCAACAAUCGAGCGAGGAGGAAACGGGUGUGCCUACCACAUGGAAGCGUAGUAGCAAGGCUGCCGGGAAGCGGAGGGAGGCUGUGGUCGUGGGUGAUGAGGACGAGGAAGAAGUGCAGCCGCGCAAACGCAAGCUUGUGAGGGGGCAGCGACCGCCUUCCCCGGAAGAGGAUAAGGACGACUUGUUGGGUGAAGUUGAUGAGCAUAGGAUCAUUAGUUCCCGUCUGCGCUCUCGCGACACAAAGACCGCUUUUCAGAAGAAUCUUGAACGAUUGCAACGUAAGAAGCGGGGUCAACCGGUGGCUUCAACGUCCACAUCUGCCGACGACGACGACGACGACGAGGUCGAUGAUGCGCCGUUCGCCGAUGCAAGACCUGGCAAAUCCGGCAAAAGGGAUACUACACCAGACGAAGACGGCGAUACAGAAGAGGACGACGCAUUCAUCGUCGAAGACGAUAAUGCUGCUGCACCAGAGCUUCCUGCCGAGUUCAGCAUGAACACCUUUCAAGACUUGCUUCAUCAUUUCAAAAUCAUCUGUCAAUUCUUCGUGCACCUCGCCGUGCACGAACCAGACGAGAGGGAAGAUAUAAGAGCCGACCUCGUAAAGAACCAGUACUUCGCUGUACCGCUCCAGAUCGCUAGACGGAAGCUGUUGGGCAUGCGGGACUCGCUUGUUACGUCCUCGGUCUGGCGGACGGAUUACAAGAAAUCGCUGGAGACAUACCCAGACUUUGAAGUAUAUGAACUGGACUUUGCCGUUCACGGCUGUGACGCCUGUCACCUCGGCUCGCGGAUGUCGACUCGUGUUGGUAGACUCAGUGGGUUGCCAUACGAGCCUGAGACUUUCGAGACAUUCGGGGAACAAGAAAAUUCAGAAGAGGACGACGAUGAGGAUGCGGAACACGGCCGCCGUCACAAGAAAGAGUUCAACUUGGGCCGAUUCUGUGCGGCAAGAACACGCGUCUUCCACAGGUUCUCGCAUUGGGAGUACGCUCUAUUCAGGGUACUGUCUCAGGAGGUGGAUGAAUUGCGCACUGGAGCUGGCGCUCGUGGCUUCCCUCCCGAUGAUCUAUCUGACGCCGAUGGUAUAAUGGACUGGCUCGACCAACGAGGCAUCAUCAACAUCGAAUGGCAAAAGGUGAAAGAUAUGAUGGAGAGUGCGCGGAACCUUGAGAUGAAAGCAAAGAAGGGUGAAGACGAUGAUUGA